This is a messenger RNA of Suillus paluster, 2267 nucleotides long. RefSeq names its product Na+ dependent nucleoside transporter C-terminus-domain-containing protein. Lineage: Eukaryota; Fungi; Basidiomycota; Agaricomycetes; Boletales; Suillaceae. Gene Ontology annotation, molecular function: symporter activity; nucleoside transmembrane transporter activity. Gene Ontology annotation, cellular component: membrane. Gene Ontology annotation, biological process: nucleoside transmembrane transport. The record is from RefSeq and is a predicted model, not a curated record. The coding region runs from base 383 to 2101 and encodes 572 amino acids. The transcript is spliced from 15 exons.
GAUUAGCAGAUUUACAGACGAGUGCGAGGCAUUGACAGCUACCUUCCAAAUCCAGCGGGGCUAUCCGGCUAAGGCAUAAGGCCUGAGGAUCAACAGAAAACCUUGCAGGAAGUCACCCAUUUAUCCUCGUCCAGCUACAGCAGUCCAGCUUGUCACAAGGCAGAUACUCCGGCCCGGUUGCGACCUGCCACGCACAAUCAAAUGCAGAUCCGAUACCAGAUAACGUGCCAGCGUGCCUAACAGACUGUAGCCGAGAUAUCGAUUAAGCCGUAACCCGCAUGGAACCACCACAUCCACGAGGUUGCUCGGGUUCUAGCAGAUAUGAAAUAAAGAUAGGCUAUAGAAUUAACGCGCAUCUCUGCGUUCCUUCUGACCUUCCAGCAUGGCAGCUUCAGCAGGCGGCUUCGAUGAAGAGAACCAAUUCGUGCAGAGAAAGACGUCCGUCUCCACCACCUCUGAUGAAAAAAAGGCAACUGCAUCCAAUACUGUAGACACUGAAGGUGGUCUGGUGGACGCCGACAAGGAAGGGAUCCAAGCGAAGACGUCGUUCGACAAGAAGUUACGUGUUAUCGUCUUGAUUGGCCUCGCUGCACUCAUCCUCGGGUGGUGGAUAUCUUCCACCAUCUUGAAAGCGACACGCGGACGAUGGCUCGUGCAGACAAUUUUCGCGUGGUUUUUCUUAAUCACUAUCGCGUUCCGCUUCAUACCCAAUUCGGUGGUGACGGAGCCUGUCGCUGCUGUAUGGAUACCAUACAUUCAGGAGCCUUGGUACAGACUUCCCCGGAAAGUGAGAUUGACAACUGGAUGGCUCUGCCUUCUUGGCAUCGUGUUUGGGUCUGCUUUCGGAUUCCCACUCACUGGCAAUACCGAUUAUGGACAUCGAGCAAUCUCAGUACUUGGGUUGUUUGUUUUCCAGUGUGGUUUCUACUUGAGUUCCACGAACAGAUCGGCCAUUUGCUGGCCCACUGUGAUAGUUGGACUGAUCCUCCAACAGGCUAUCGCUCUUUUUGUCCUCAAGUCUGGCGCUGGGUUUUCCCUCUUCAAGUACAUUGCCGAUCUCGCAAAUGAUUUCUUGUCGGAAUCCCUUGUCGGAGCUCAGUUCUUCUUCGAUGCAGAAACUAUUGCGAAGAAAUGGUUCUUCAUAAACACGCUCUCCGCGGUUAUCUUCUUCAUUGCCACGAUUCAAAUGCUGUACUAUCUUGGGGUCAUGCAAUGGAUCGUCAAAGGAUUUGCAUGGUUCUUCUUUAAGCUCAUGAACGUGUCCGGCGCUGAGGCGGUCGUCGCGGCUGCUUCUCCUUGGGUUGGACAAGGAGAGUCUGCGUGUUUGGUCAAGCCUUACGUUGAUAUCAUGACCCCAUCGGAACUUCAUCUUGUCAUGACCUCUGGUUUCUCCACUAUCUCCGGAGCCGUUUUAACCGCAUACAUUGCACUAGGAGUUCCGCCGCAGAAUCUCAUCACCUCAUCCGUCAUGAGCAUACCUGCUUCUAUUUCCAUCAGCAAGCUACGGAUCCCUGAAGUUGAGGAACCCGUCACUCGUGGUCGCAUAGUCGUGGACCGCGGGGAUGCGGAUAAGAACCGACCAGUCAACGCUCUUCACGCAUUCUCUUUGGGAGGUCUGUUUGGCCUGAAUGUCGCGGGACAAAUUCUCACUAAUGUGUUGACGAUCUUGUCACUCGUCGCCACCAUCAAUGCCGUCUUGACAUGGGUCGGUCGUGGAUUCGGCAUCCACCAACUUACUCUACAGCUAGUUUUGGGAUACAUCGGGUAUCCUAUCGCCUUCUUUUUGGGUGUCCCCAGCGCUGAGAUCCUCCGAGUCUCACAGCUGUUGGCAACGAAGCUAAUUGAAAACGAAUUUGUUGCGUACUUAGAACUAUCAAGCAUCCAAACAAGUUCAAACCCCUUGUCGCAACGUGCCUUUACGAUUGCAUCGUAUUCUCUUUGUGGAUUUGCAAAUCUCGGAUCGCUAGGUGUGCAGAUUGGUGUGCUCAGCGCCUUGGCACCAUCGCGGGGCAAAACCAUUGCGAAAAUUGCGAUGUCCGCUAUGAUUUGUGGAUUUAUUUCAACCCUCCAAACGGCUGGUAUCGCUGGCAUGCUCAUAUAGCAUGCACAGUAUCUUGGAAGAAUGGUUGAGCUGUGGCGUUAUACAUAGUUUUCGUAAUAUACCUGAGCCUUCACAAGGGUAAGAUCGGUAGAACCAGCAUUGUGAUGAUACCCAGCUUGCCAGCUCAAUUAACCAGUCUUCGAUCUUAAACUUCGGAUCCUUACGC